Messenger RNA from Paramuricea clavata, 684 nucleotides. The record is from the annotation of a GenBank genome assembly. NCBI's taxonomy places the organism in Eukaryota, Metazoa, Cnidaria, Anthozoa, Malacalcyonacea, Plexauridae.
AUGCCGCCACUGGUCGUGUCCAAUUCACCCUGUUCUAUUAUUAGAGGGGAGAGUCGAAAAAAGGACAGAUGUUUCAAUGGUAAAUGGCUUACAACUUGGCCUUGGUUGCAGUACCACAGAGGAAAGCAAACUGCAUUUUGUUACAUCUGCUCAUCAAAUCAAAAGGAAGGAGGUCAUGAUCCCAAAGCAACAUUCAUUUAUAAAGAUGAAACAUCAGAUGGAUUUUCGUCAUGGAACAAAGGCCCUGAACGCUUUAACAUGCACCAGUUAUCUGAUUACCAUAGGCAGUGUAAGACAAAUGAGUUGUUAAAAGAAAAGGAAAAGAUACCGCAGCUUCUUAGUGAUGAAGAAUGCAGAAAUAAUAAAUUACGGCAAGAGGGGCUAGAAGCCCAUUUUGGGACCCUAAAAACACUCCUUCGACAAGGUUUAGCCAUUCGACGCCAGGAAGAUAAAGAAAGCAAUGUCUACCAGUUUAAUAAAGAUAAGAGUCAACAUAUUCCUGGGCUAAAAUUAUUAAUGAAAGAGAACAGGUUUUUGUCUCACAGCUUGCUUGCAGAGCAACAGGAAAUGCUUGUACUCGAGGCUAGACGAGCACUAAACAUGGAGCUCCAAUGUGCCAAAUACUAUGUCAUCAUUGUAGAUGAGGCCACAGACAUCUCAAAGUCAGAACACAUGUCCUUAUAA